Messenger RNA from Stereum hirsutum FP-91666 SS1, 4022 nucleotides. RefSeq lists its product as uncharacterized. The transcript is spliced from 12 exons. Lineage: Eukaryota; Fungi; Basidiomycota; Agaricomycetes; Russulales; Stereaceae. Bases 59 to 3703 code for a protein of 1214 amino acids. The record is from RefSeq and is a predicted model, not a curated record. Gene Ontology annotation, molecular function: ubiquitin binding; cytoskeletal protein binding; identical protein binding.
GCCGCCCACACCGCUCUCCACAGCGAGCUCAAGCUCCUCGACACUGCCGUCAACGACGAUGAGCGCAGAACAGGAAGAAUAUCUGGCCGUGCUGAAGGCAUCGUACGACUACGAGCCGCAGUCGGAGGACGAGAUCGAGAUAAAGGAGGAUCAACUAUUGCUGCUCAUUGAACGCACUGACGAUGACUGGUGGAAGGUCAAAGUCAAGGGUGAUUCCCCAGACGAUGAAGGUCCCUCAGGUUUAGUCCCAUCAGCCUAUGUCGAACCAGCACCGCAUACCAACUCAGUCAAGGCCCAAUAUGACUACGCUGCAACGUCUCCAGGCGAGAUCACAGUCAAGGAGGAUCAGAUCUUGCUCGCGUUCGGACCGGAAGAGGAAGGAUGGUUGCUUGUGUUAGAUGAAGAGAACAGCAAGGCGGGCUACGUUCCAGCGAACUAUGUUGAAGAGAUAUCUGCCGACGGAGAGGCCGCACCUACCAAUGGCCUCGGUGGCAUCGUUGUCCCUGAUUCUCCACCACAGCCACCUCGCCCGGUCAGUACCUAUGUUGAUCCCGCGGACCUCGUCGCCGCCACAGCCUCGAAAGCCAAGGCCGACGAUAUCAAGACCUGGUCUAUCACCGAAAUCGACAAGAAAGGGAAGAAGAAGAAGGGAACGCUUGGUAUCGGGAACGGCGCAAUCUUCUUCGCUUCUGAAUCCGACAAGACUCCAGUUCAGAAAUGGCAGACCUCAGCGAUCACGUCCUCUGGUCCCUCUCCCGACAAAGCCAAACACAUCCUCAUCGAGAUCUCCUCCCCCGAGCCCGUCUCCCUUCACUUCAACGCAGGUUCCAAAGACACGGCCGAUGCCAUUCUCACCAAACUCGAGACCUCGCGCGCCAUCGCUACGUCCUCUGCCUCUCCUCCACCUGCUGCAGCCGCGGAAGAAAGCGGACAUAGGGACAGGAACCUUCCUCCGCCCUUGAGGUCCGAGACACCAGGCAAGAAGAACGCUUCGGUACAUUUCGCGGAGUCCAGUCCUGCUAUAAUACCCCCUCGAUCCCCAUCCGCUUCGUCUUCGGACGGUGGUGCCGAAGCUGAGCAAGAAGAGGAGCCGGAAGCGACGCAGCUGAAUGGGCAUGGUGCAGAGGUGGAUAAUGGGUAUGGCGACGGGGAGGGCGAGCAUGCGGUGGCGUUGUAUGAUUUCCAGGCGCAGGGAGAGGACGAGUUGAGUGUGGGUGAAGGGGAUAAGUUGUGGGUUUUGGAGAAGGAUGGGGAUGAGUGGUGGAAGUGUAGGAAUGCGGCGGGUGAGGAAGGUGUGGUGCCCGCUUCGUAUGUCGAGCCAACCGGUACUGGCUCCCUUCCUGCACGAUCCUCAGCAGCUGUUGAAGAGGAGGAGGAAGACGAUCCAGCGGCUCGCGAGGCAGAAGAACAGGCCGAAGCGGAGCGUCGAGAGCGUGAACGGAAGAAGCAGGAACAGGACCGGGCGAAGGCGGCUGCGGCUGCGGCUGAGGCCGAACGCAAGAGGAAGGACAAGGAAGCUAGGGAAAGAGAGAAGGAGCAAGAGGCGAAGAGGUCGCGAGAACGGGAACGGGAGAAGGAGCGGGAGAGGCAGGAGAAGGCAGCACAGGAGGAGGCGAGACAGAGAGCGAUGGAGGAGGUGGAGAGGAAGAGAGGGAAAUCCAAGAAGGAUGACGGCGCUCGUCGUUCGACUGACAAUAAAGGUCCUCCUCCGCCAGAGACGACCCGGGUGUGGCACGAUAACACUGGCCGUUUCCGCGUUGAGGCUGCCUUCCUUGGUGUAUUUGACGGCAAGCUGAGACUGCAUAAAGUUAACGGGGUCGUCAUCGAUGUCCCCGCGGAGAAGAUGUCAGAGGAAGACAUACGUAUCAUCGACAAGCUAACGAAGGGUAGGCGUUCUCCUCAACCUCCUGCUAAGAGGUCCGGCGACGACGACGAUACUCCACUGGCCGUCAGGAGGGACUCGUUGCACCCCGAAUCGACUGGUAGGUCGAGUACUAGCGGCAGCAGGAAUGGAACUCCGACGAGGAGUUCAACGAUGCCCGCGCCGAAGAAGAAGGGUCCGACUAUCGAUUGGUUCGAGUUCUUCUUAAACGCCGGAUGCGACCUUGACGAUUGCACGCGUUAUGCUUCAGCCUUUGAGAGGGAUAAGAUGGACGAGACUAUCCUGCCAGACAUCACAGAGGCUACAAUGCGUCUGCUUGGACUUCGUGAGGGUGAUAUCAUCCGCGUCAAGAAGGCCAUCGAACAGCGUCACCCCAAAUCCGCCUCUCCCGCUACACCUAGCGAUACGGAACAAAUCAAGAGGGACGAGGAACUUGCGCGUGCAUUGCAAGCCGAGGACGGACCAUCGAAAUCAGCAUCUCCCGCCCCGAAUCUCUUCGCCGGUCCCGGAGGCGCACUCAAGACAGCCCGUCGCGGUCGUCCUCAGCCGAGCAAGAGCACGCCACCCAGUGCGGUCGACAUCAACGCCAUCUCCUCCGCGUCCGAACAGAUCCAGCGCGUUCAGACCCCACAGAGUCCCGUUCGCCAGACUUCUUCUCCUGCUCCUGCACUGGUGCCACAACGGACGGGUUCGGCGGUAGUGAGCGGGUUUGAUGACGAUGCGUGGACCAAUAGACCGAGCUCUACGAAACCCACACCGACUCCGGCUGCCGCUCCUGCCCGUGCACCCUCCGCACCUCCCGCGCCUCCUCCAGCUCCUGCCCAAACUCAGGUCGCGUCGCCACCCCCAACUCAAGCUCCGGCUCCUGUUACUGCUGCUCCUGCUCAAGGCCUCGCGAAGACGACGGAAUCGGAUAUCUUUGAUCAGCUCGCGAGGCUGAGUCAGUUGAAAGUUGCGAGCCCGCCGGCUAUGGCUCAGUCCCCUUCGAAUAGUUCUGCUGCUACUGGCUCUCCUUCAGUAGUUUCACCGCCACCUGCCAGCUACGGUGUCGGCAUGGGCAUGGGACCGUCGCCUGUCCCGAUGGGCCAACAUCUCCAGGCUCAACAGACAGGGAUGUACCAGCAGCAACCCCAGCAACUCCAGCAGAACGGUCCUCGCGGUCCUUUUGCCCCCGUCCCGGCGAACCAGGGUCUCCUCCAACCCCUGAUACCUACGACCACAGGGUUCAACGGCUUCAUGCCCACCCGGGCUUCCACCACAUCUCCAUUCCAGUCCCAGCAACCUCAACAGCCACAGAUGUCCCAGUUCAACCCGCAACAGCCGUCGUUCUUGAGUACGCAACCUACAGGGUUCGUCCCGCCACAGCAGACGGGCUUCAACCCCACCCCUUCGCCUUUGACGACACAGCCGACUGGGUACAUGGGCGGUGUGGGUGGUGGACAGUUUGGAGGCUUCGCGAAUACGCCGCAGCCGGUGUCGAGUUUCCAGACUGGUGCAAUGGGAGGGUCGUUCGGAGGGGGAUUGCAACCUCAACCGACCGGAUUCAAUCCUGGAUUUGGACAGUCUCCGUUCGGUAGUGGUUCGAUGAUGGCUGGAGUACCGCCAGUACCGCCCUUGCCUCAGCAGCAGCAACCCGUUAAGGACACUUCGCCUGCCAAUAUCUUUGCGCAAAUGAAGGCGGGGACAUUUGGGAGCGAGUCGGCGCCACAAUCGUCUGACAAGUACGAUGCCUUGCGUCCCAAUCCCACUCCCCUGGCAGCGCAGCCUACUGGAUGGGGAGGUUACACAGGUUACAACGGCGGAUACACUGGAUACCAAUAGACCUCCUUUCUCCCUUUUGAUACGAGCCAUAUUUACAGCAUCGACGCCACAUCAUAGCCUCGGACGUUGUGUACACAACGACAUCUGCCGUCCCCCUUUGUAAUAUUUCUUCGUCUGAUUCCGUCGUGGAUUCGCUUCCGUUCAUUCCUAGCCUAUUCUAUUCUCUCCUCUUUUUCUUUGGAUUGCGACCUUAAAUCGCUUCGCCCUUUCGUUAGCCUGCUCCUUUGCGAUUCAGAAUCACUCUCGUUUUCUUGUUUCCUCGUUUCUCGCUUCGACUUUCAUGCUAUCUCUUGUUUGGCGAUCUCAAUCUCAAUCUCAA